Molecule: messenger RNA, 1395 nt
Organism: Pongo pygmaeus (Bornean orangutan)
Lineage: Eukaryota; Metazoa; Chordata; Mammalia; Primates; Hominidae
Product: spindlin-2
Exons: 2
Coding region: 448-1224 (258 amino acids)
Biological process (GO): gamete generation
Source: RefSeq, a predicted model, not a curated record
GGUGUUUGACAGGAAGAGGAGGCCUUUCUCUGGGCAGGAAGCUGCGCUACGGAAAGAGGGAGGAGACUGCCGCGGCGACAGCAGGGACUGGUGGAAUCCCGAUGUGGCUCAGGGACCGCCACCGCCAGCAGGGAGGCGGAGGGCUAGCGAGCCAAGCGGUGGGGACGCCACUGCCGUCCUCUUUGCCUGCCUUGCCGCCCUCCUAGACACGCUCUUCAUCUACGGAUCCUACCCUCCCAGCUCUUGCAAGCAUUCACUCGGCCGGUCGCCUGCUGACCCUCCUUCGCCACAGGCUCAUAGCGGAGGCAGCAGCGAGGUGUCCAAUUUGGGCACGUGAGGCCCGUGAUCCGCGGCGGUGGACGCCAGGCAGGGCAAGGCCAUUAGUGGGCGCCAGAAUGGAGAGGGGGAUGGGAAGGAAUCCAGCAGGAGACAUGGGGUGGAGCAGGCAUGAAGACCCCCAACGCACAGGAAGCCGAAGGGCAACAAACCAGGGCAACUGCAGGACGGGCCACUGGGUCUGCAAACAUGACAAAGAAAAAAGUCUCCCAAAAGAAGCAGAGAGGCAGACCUUCAUCCCAGCCCCGCAGGAACAUCGUGGGCUGCAGAAUUUCUCAUGGAUGGAAGGAAGGGGAUGAGCCCAUCACCCAGUGGAAAGGAACCGUUCUGGAUCAGGUGCCUAUAAAUCCCUCUCUUUAUCUGGUGAAAUAUGAUGGAAUUGACUGUGUCUAUGGACUGGAACUUCACAGAGAUGAAAGGGUUUUGUCUCUUAAAAUUCUUUCUGACAGGGUGGCAUCAUCUCACAUUAGUGAUGCCAACCUUGCAAAUACCAUAAUUGGCAAAGCAGUGGAACACAUGUUUGAGGGAGAGCAUGGUUCUAAGGAUGAAUGGAGGGGGAUGGUCUUAGCUCAAGCACCUAUCAUGAAAGCCUGGUUUUAUAUUACCUAUGAGAAAGAUCCUGUCUUGUACAUGUACCAGCUUCUAGAUGAUUAUAAGGAAGGUGACCUCCGCAUCAUGCCAGAAUCCAGUGAGUCUCCUCCAACAGAGAGGGAGCCAGGAGGAGUUGUUGAUGGCCUAAUAGGUAAGCAUGUGGAAUACACCAAAGAAGAUGGCUCCAAAAGGAUCGGCAUGGUCAUUCACCAAGUGGAAGCCAAACCCUCUGUGUAUUUCAUCAAGUUUGAUGAUGAUUUCCAUAUCUAUGUCUAUGAUUUGGUGAAAAAGUCCUAAUUGUUAGGGUAAAAUUUGGCACAUGUGUGGAAACAAAUGUAUAAUUUGUAGACAUGCAAAAAAUGUUGCCUUUCAGUGUAUUGAAAGCUUAUGGAAUCCCUGAUAACUCAACAUCUUUGCCAGCAUUAACUGUUGUUUUGCUCUAAGAAAUACAAACUUGUGUGUACAUGA